Molecule: messenger RNA, 1315 nt
Organism: Piliocolobus tephrosceles (Ugandan red Colobus)
Lineage: Eukaryota; Metazoa; Chordata; Mammalia; Primates; Cercopithecidae
Gene: SOX21
Product: SRY-box transcription factor 21
Exons: 1
Coding region: 485-1315 (276 amino acids)
Biological process (GO): neuron differentiation; negative regulation of transcription by RNA polymerase II; brain development
Cellular component (GO): nucleus
Molecular function (GO): RNA polymerase II cis-regulatory region sequence-specific DNA binding; DNA-binding transcription activator activity, RNA polymerase II-specific
Source: RefSeq, a predicted model, not a curated record
CCCUUUGGCACUUGGCAGCACGCGGCGGCGGGCUCCUCGGCUCAACUUGGUGGAGUCUCCGCGACGCAACUUUGGGGGACGCUUUGCAUUUAAGAGAGAACGGCCGAGGAGGAGGAGCGCUCUGCCCGGCCGCCGCUACCUGCAGGAGCUCACCAGCAAACACCACUGGAGACGAAGGACCCAAAGAACUUAAAGGGCCAACUGCCGCCGCGGGAAGGGGGCACCGCAGAGAAGUUAGAGUGUCCCAGAGACAACCUGCCCGAGCGCUCGGACGGAGACACCAGGGCGGCCCGGGGCGCGGCGUGGCCCUGGGCUGGUCCUCCAGCCCCCUCCUCCGGGCCGGGAGCGACGCCGGGACGCGACGUGGGGCGCGGCGAGUCCCGGCCGGCCGAGCGGGUCCCCGCGGGCAGCCAACAUUGAUUUCCUCCGGGCCGAGGGCGAGGGCCCGGGCGGCGGCGGGCUGCAGCCGCGGCAGGGCGAGAGCAUGUCCAAGCCAGUGGACCACGUCAAGCGGCCCAUGAACGCCUUCAUGGUGUGGUCGCGGGCUCAGCGGCGCAAGAUGGCCCAGGAGAACCCCAAGAUGCACAACUCGGAGAUCAGCAAGCGCUUGGGCGCUGAGUGGAAACUGCUCACGGAGUCGGAGAAGCGGCCGUUCAUCGACGAGGCCAAGCGUCUGCGCGCCAUGCACAUGAAGGAGCACCCCGACUACAAGUACCGGCCGCGGCGCAAGCCCAAGACGCUGCUCAAGAAGGACAAGUUCGCCUUCCCGGUGCCCUACGGCCUGGGCGGCGUGGCAGACGCCGAGCACCCUGCGCUCAAGGCGGGCGCCGGGCUGCACGCGGGGGCGGCCGGCGGCCUGGUGCCGGAGUCGCUGCUCGCCAAUCCCGAGAAGGCGGCCGCAGCUGCGGCUGCCGCCGCCGCGCGCGUCUUCUUCCCGCAGUCGGCCGCCGCCGCCGCCGCCGCUGCCGCCGCCGCCGCUGCGGGCAGCCCCUACUCGCUGCUGGACUUGGGCUCCAAGAUGGCAGAGAUCUCGUCGUCCUCGUCCGGUCUCCCGUACGCGUCGUCGCUGGGCUACCCGACCGCGGGCGCGGGUGCCUUCCACGGCGCGGCGGCGGCGGCUGCAGCGGCGGCCGCGGCCGCCGGGGGGCACACGCACUCGCACCCCAGCCCGGGCAACCCGGGCUACAUGAUCCCGUGCAACUGCAGCGCGUGGCCCAGCCCCGGGCUGCAGCCGCCGCUCGCCUACAUCCUGCUGCCCGGCAUGGGCAAGCCCCAGCUGGACCCCUACCCCGCGGCCUACGCUGCCGCGCUAUGA